Messenger RNA from Coregonus sp. 'balchen', 13873 nucleotides. The record is from the annotation of a GenBank genome assembly. Lineage: Eukaryota; Metazoa; Chordata; Actinopteri; Salmoniformes; Salmonidae.
UUAUGGUAAACAACUCACUAAGAGGCUCUCUUUUUCAGGUCUAGCCCAAGAAGUAGAGAGAAGCGUUGCUGGUAAGGAGAACAUUUAUGAUCUGAUGUCUUUUCAUAAGCUAAAGCUGACAAACUGUUAACGUUUUCCAACUCCCUCCCUCCCCCUUCCCAUCUUUCUCCUUCUCUCCUCCCCCUCUCUCUCUCUCUCUCUCUCUCUCUCUCUAUGCUGGUACAGUCCAGACAGCCUGUGCUGUGGGGAAGAUUCAGGUCAGCAUGCGUAAAGCAGCCAAAGGAAAGUGGGAGGAGCUUGGUGAACCACUGGAAUUCCAUGAUUCUCUUUUCAGGAAGAAAGAUCGAGGUAUGAAUAGGGGCUCUUUUCCAAUACGUCUUUCCUUGAUUCCUCACGGCCUCACUCCUCACCUUCUUCUCAAAAUGCGUUUUGAGGAGGAGGCAAGGAGAGAGGAAGUGAGGAAUCGGGAAAAGACGAAAGAAAGAGCCAGGAUGCCAUUUCAGACACAUCCAAAGAGAUGUUUAUCCAUCUGUCUUAUCUUCUGAAUUGAUUGAAUUACUUUCCCAUAUUAACCAAAAUCACAUGUCAGUUAUUCACUCUCUCUCUCUCUGCAGCGAUCUUCUACAGGGAGUGUAUGUUAGUUUCUAAGACAGAGGUCACACAUGACACAUGGGUGUUCCGGUUACAACUCCCUCUAGGGACGCUCAUGCACGUGCCUGUUGGGAAACACAUCUACCUCAAGGCCCUCAUCCAAGGUAAGGGCUAGCCUAUAGAUCCAUGCUAAUGCUACAUCUGGGCUAGCGCUAAUCCCAUAGCAGCCCAUGUGGUCCAUUGCUAGUGCUUAUGCUAUCCUACAUGUGUAGACAGUGAGGUGGUGAAGCCCUACACGCCGGUCGAGGAAACACUGGUACCAGCUACACAGGACUCUACACAGGGGACCGCAGCCACUGACGUCUUCCUCAUGAUCAAAGUCUACCCAGAUGGAGUGUUGACUCCACACCUAAACAACCUCAACAUCGGUAAGUCUGAGGCCACCAGUAACCCUCCCGGUUACAGCUAAGUGGGUUGAUCAAAUCACAUUUUAUUUAUCACUUGCGCCGAAUACAACUGAUGUAGACUUUACAGUGAAAUGCUUGCUUACGAACCUUCCACAACGAUGCAGAGUUUAAAAUAACAAAUAAAUAAAAUAAUAGUGACUAACACAAGAGGAAUAAAAUAAAACACACAAGAAUGGAGCUAUACACAGGGAGUACCAGUACCAGAUCAAGGAACUUGAGGUGGAUAUAUACAUGAAGGCAGGGUAAAGUGACACGGCAUCCGGAUAGAUAAUAAUAAUAAUUAAAAAAAUAAAGAAAUAUAAGGUUGUUAGUGAGUGGGUUGUGUGGGUGCGUGCGUGCGUUUGUUUCUGUGUGUGUAAAUCGAUGUCUGUGUUCAUGUGCUGUGUGUUCAUAUGUAAGUGGAAUAUUAAUAUAUAGAGGUCAAGUGUAUUUGUUUUAUAAUGGGCUACUACUUCAUCCUAGCCAUGUGUAGGCGUAGGCUGUACACAGAGUCAAUUGGCUUGUGUGUGAGGUGUACAGCAGCAUACGUCAAUCUGCAGGUGGUUUAGCCGCGCUGUGGAAUACUAAUGUCUUAGAUAAGUGAGCAAGGUAGGCAUCAACAACAACAUCAAAAGAAUAUAAAAAUAGCAGAUCAGAAACCGGAGGUAAGGCAAUUUUUCUUCCAACCAGGAUUGAUUAGAUGACCUUUAUUUUUUUUAUUUUUUUAUCUUUAAAAAAAAAAAAAAAAAAAAAAAUUUUGGUGGGGGGGGGAAUGGAUCAGCUUAAUAUUGCAGAUAGAUUGUAUCUUCUAUCAAUGUAAUUGUCUGCAUCACUUCCAAUCCCCCAUGUUUAUUUUUAUUUUUUAUAUAUAUAUUCCCCUUUAUUACUUUUCAACCCCACCAUCCUUUCCCUACUUGGAGUAAAUUAGUGAACAACAAUGCCCAGGCCUCUACUUCCGGUCUAUACUUACUAUCUACACCUUAUGGACAGAGUUAAUUUUACAAUAAUUCUAUAUAUAUAUAUAUAUAUAUAUAUAUAUAUAUAUAUAUAUAUAUAUAUAUAUAUAUAUAUAUUUAUUUAUUUUUUUUUUUGCUCCUGAACUUCUUCUACUCUCAACCUCUCCGAUCAUUUUCAUGAUGUCCAUCCGGUUUGCUUCUAAAUGCCAUAUCUUUCUAACUGUGCUCUUUCCCAAAAGCUCCCAACAUACAACCUAUAUACUUAUUAUGGACACAGUAUGCUUACAUUAUUAGCUAUCUUUGUUAUUAUUUGUUGUUAUUUGUUAUUAGUCCCAUCCUUCAACUCUAUUCAAUACCUCCCAUCUAUCUCUUAACACCAUCCAUAUAGGAUUUCUAUUUGCCAUAUAUAUUUCAACCGUACUGUGAUGUUUUACAAAAGUUCUGAACCUUUCUAUUCUCAUUGCUUCUACAGAUUGUGAAUUAAAAAUAAACAUUUUUGCUAAAAGUAUUAUUAUAUUAUUGAUUGAUUGACUAUGACUUUUCAGAUCACCCAGUAAUGCUAUCUGCAAGGUUAGUUCCAGGUAAAUAUUGCAAUCCUUUAGCCAUUCCUGGACCUGUGUCCAAAAACAAGCUACAAAUGGACAGAACCAAAACAAAUGAUCUAAUGAUUCUAUCUCUUCACAGCAAAAUCUGCAGAGCUGGGAAGAUUGUAUCCCCCAUAUAAAUAACAUUCUAUUGGUAGCAAGAAUUUUAUAUAAUAAUUUAAAUUGAAAGAUUCUAAUUUUUGAAUCCGGUGUCGUUUUGCGUGUCAGUUCAUAAACACUAUGCCAUGGGAUCGGUACGUCAAAGAUCUCUUCCCAACUAUUUUGCAAUCUAUAUGGGACGGCUGUCAAUCCUUUGGUCCUUAAGUGAAACUGAUAUACUUUUUUAUUUAUCACAGUUUUCCUUAACCAAUUAUGUUCUUUAAUGCAAGGCCGACAGACAAGUUCCUUACUUUCUCCCCCUUCAACUUUCCUCUUCCACUUUUGCGGUAAGGCUGCAAUUAUUUGGUUGUAAUUUUGGGUAGAGCAGACAUUUCCAUAUGUUUUUGUUAGCUGCAUGUGCGACAUAACUCCACCAGUCCUACCGAUGAUAUCAUUUACGAAGAUUAUACCUUUUUUAAACAUUCUGUCAAAAAAUAAAGGUUUUUUGUCAAUUAGUAUAUUUGAAUUUAACCACAAUAUUUGUUGCAUUAUUUGUUCUGUCGUUUCUGGAGGAUUACAUUGAAAUUGCAACCAACUUUCUAUGGCUUGUUUUAGAAAUAGUGACAUUUGGGAGAUUAUUUCUUUUUCAAAUAACUGAAAGUGAGAGGUUGUAAUCUGAAUAAAGGGAAAAAGGCCUUUCUUGAACAGUGGGUGAGACAAUCUUACUAAUUUGCUUGAGAACCAGUUCGGAUUUAAGUAUAACUUUUGGAUGACUGAAGAUUUUAGUGAAAGGUCUAAUGCUUUAAUAUUUAAUAAUUUCUGUCCUCCGAAUUCAUAUUCAUUAUAUAAAUAUGCUCUUUUAAUUUUGUCUGGCUUGCCGUUCCAAAUAAAAUUGAAUAUUUUUUUCUCAUAUAAUUUAAAAAACUGUUUGCUAGGCGUAGGCAAGACCAUAAGCAAAUAGGUAAACUGGGAUAAUACUAAAGAGUUAAUCAGGGUGAUUUUUCCACAAAUUGACAGGUAUUUUCCUUUCCAUGGUAGUAAGAUCUUAUCUAUUUUUGCUAACUUUCUAUUAAAAUGUAUUGAAGUGAGAUCAUUUAUUUCCUUUGGGAUAUGUAUUCCGAGUAUAUCCACAUCACCAUCAGACCAUUUUAUUGGUAAACUACAUGGUAAUGUAAAAAUUGUAUUUUUUUGUGAUCCAAUACGUAAUAUAGUACAUUUGUCAUAAUUUGGUUUUAAUCCAGAGAGGUUAGAAAAUGUAUCUAGAUCCUCUAUGAGGCUGUGGAGGGAUUCUAGUUGUGGAUCUAAAAGAAAACAUGAAUCAUCUGCGUACAAUGACACCUUUGUUUUUAAGCCCUGUAUUUCUAAUCCUCUGAUAUUAUUAUUGGAUCUGAUUUUAAUAGCUAACAUCUCGAUGGCCACAAUAAAUAGAUAUGCCGAUAGUGGACAACCUUGUUUCACUCCUCUUGACAGUUUAAAACUUUCUGAGAAAUAGCCAUUAUUUACUAUUUUACACCUAGGGUUACUAUACAUGAUUUUGACCCAUUUUAUAAGAGAUUCUCCAAAAUUGAAAUGCUCCAGGCAUUUAUAUAUAAAUCCCAGUCGAACUUUAUCAAAUGCCUUUUCGAAGUCUGCUAUGAAUAGCAGGCCUGGUUUCCCAUAUUUUCCAUAGUGUUCUAUUGUUUCCAAUACUUGCCUUAUAUUAUCUCCAAUGUAUCUUCCAUGUAAAAAACCUGUCUGAUUAGAAUGAAUAAUAUCCGACAAUACCUUUUUAAUUCUAUGCGCUAUACAUUUUGCUAGGAUUUUUGCAUCACAACACUGAAGUGUAAGGGGCCUCCAAUUUUGUAAAUGGACUGGAUCUUUAUAUUUUCCACUUGUAUCCUGUUUCAGUAAUAAUGAGAUCAGACCUUCUUCUUGAGUGUCAGAUAAUCUACCAUUUACAUAGGAGUGGUUAAAACAUGCUAAUAACGGUCCUCUUAGUAUAUCAAAAAGGGUUUGGUAUACCUCGAUUGGUAUGCCAUCCAACCCUGGAGUUUUCCCGGACUUAAAGUCUUUAAUUGCAUCCAGAAGUUCCUCCUCUGUAAUUUCACCUUCACAUGAGUCUUUCUGUGUGGCUGUUAAUUUGACAUUAUCAAUAGAAAAAAAAUCUCUACAAUUAGCUUCAGUUAGAGGAGAUGGAGGCGACUGAAAAGAAAACAUAUGCUUAAAGUACUUUGUUUCUUCCUUCAAAAUAUCAUUAGGUGAAUUAUGGGUGACUCCGUCAAUUGUAACCAGUUUCAUUAAGUUCUUUUUGGUAGCAUUCCUAUGUUGAAGAUUAAAAAAGAAUUUUGUGCAUUUUUCCCCAUAUUCCAUCCAGUUUGCUUUAUUUUUAUAAUAUAUUACACUUGAUCUUUCUUGAAUAAGUUUUUCCAUUUCUUUUUGUUUUUCCUCUAAUUUAUUCUGAGCCUCUAUGUUACAGUUUUUAUUGCCAUCUAUCUGUUCUGUUAGACUUUCUAUUUCCUUUCUUAGUAUAAACUCUUUUGACCUAAAUUGCUUUUGUUUUCGAGAUGAGUACUGAAUUGCAUGGCCUCUAAAGGCACAUUUAAAGGUGUCCCAUACAAUAAGGGGAUUCGCUGUACCUAUGUUAUGUUGGAAAAAGUCAGUUAUAAAUUCCUUUGUUCUAAUUAUAAAUAAAUUAUCAUCCAAUAGGCUUUGAUUAAAUUUCCAAUAUCCUCGCCCACGUGGAAAUUCAGUCAGAGUAAUGUAUAUGCCUAUUAUAUGAUGGUCCGACCGCAUUCUGUCCCCUAUCAACACUUUUUUUACUUUUGGUGCCAACGAGAAUGAGAUAAGAAAGAAGUCAAGACGACUAGCUUGAUUCAGUCGCCGCCAUGUAUAUCUCACUAGAUCAGCAUAUUUAAGCCUCCAUAUAUCUACUAGUUCUAAUGUAUCCAUGACAUUCACAAUUUCCUUAAGAGCAUGUGGGUGAUUGUUUGUGGUGUGAUUUCCUUUUCGGUCCAUUGAGCUAUUUAAAACAGUAUUAUAAUCCCCCACCAUAAUAAUAUUGUCUUGAGUUGCUUGCAGGCUUGAUCAUUUAUUAUAUAUAUUGUCAAAGAAUUGUGGAUCAUCAUUAUUUGGUCCGUAAAGGUUAAUGAGCCAUAUCUGUUUAUGGUCCAAUACCAUAUUUAAAAUAAUCCAUCUACCUUGCGUAUCUAUUUGGACAAUUUGCACAUUCGGAUCGAAAUUACUAUUAAUUAAUAUCAUCACCCCUUUUGAAUUUCUUUGCCCAUGGGAGAAGUAUAUUUCCCCCCCCCAUUCUUUUUUCCACGCUACUUCAUCUCGAAUUGUUGAAUGAGUUUCCUGUAUACAAUAGAUAUUAUAUUCCUUCUCUUUGAGCCAUGUAAAUAUUGUUCUUCUUUUGUUAUUAUCAGCUAAGCCAUUACAAUUAUAACUGGCUAUACUUAUUUCACCAUACACCAUAAUGAGAUACAAGUUUCAAGUCUAUUUAUCAUUAUAUAUGUUUGUAAAUUUACCAAUAAAAAAUAGCGUAAUGAUUGAGUGUCCAUAUAGCUGUACCGUGAUAUUUGCAUUGCUACGGAGUAACCCUUCAAUUGUUCUCCACUAAUUCCCCCGCUAAAGCCCCUCCCCAUCCCAAGUUGAGCCGUCAUCCCAGUGAUCAGCAUCCCACCCACGUCCCUCCGUAUCCCUAAGGCCCCGAGAGGCCAGGACCCAUCCAUCGAAAACAGCACACAGUGCCACCCACAAAACAGAAGCAGGUUAACCGCCAAAAGCAUUUCCAAUGCUUUCACCUCUAUAUAUAUAUAUAUAUAUAUCUAUAUAACUAUUAUUAUUUUUUUAAUUAUGCAUAUCCUAUUUUCCAUCAUUAUCAAUUAAUAUGCGUAAUAAUGUCGGCAGUUCACGCAUAGGAUUCUAACAUAUAACCCGGAUUGCCAUUGUAUUACAUUUAAUUCAUUGACAAGCAAUUAUUAUCCUAGCAAAUAAUUCCUGCGGUCCAUCCCAUACCCCCCCCCCCCCCAACAUCCCCACCCCCCCACAACAGAUGCCAGACAAGCACACACGCACAUACUCACAUACUCCAACACACUCAACCCCCCUCCUCCACAAUCCACCAUAAAAUCCGAUACUCAACGGCUGUUAUAUCCCAGAUCCCAACUCGAGAAAUAACUUGAUCGACGUGUGCACAUACAGUUAAAGCUGAUUGAGAAAGCAUGCAGAUUGAGCAGAAAUUGAUAACAAUGUGAGAUUUGAUUAAUCUACUUAAUCUAUGUCAAGUCCUAGGUGAUGGAGAUCAGAUCCACCCUCUUCACCUGAGACACAAACACUCUGAUCCCCUGUUGUAACCAUUUUCCCAAGCAUCUCCAUGCGGUCAGACCUUUGAUUAUUUUGUGCCACCUGGGCCACAAUGAUAAACCCCCUCUCUGAUUGUCCGAGUGUGACCCCCUCCCCAUGGGUUACUGCAGCCAGUGUUGCCAGCACUGCCACUACCUGGGUGGGCGUACCCCACCGGAAUCCCCACCGGCUAGGUAAAAGGUCGUCAAGGUUCUCAUUAGCAGCUUUGAGAAUUUCCUUGUAUAUUAUGCUCUCCCAUCAGGGGGCUCUGGCUUUGUAGGACCAACCCUGCCAGGCAGGCUCAGAAUCUUGAGGGGGCGGUGCUGCUCAAGUAGGUCUCUGACCGCAUUUAUUUCUCUGUUUAGGCUGCAUAUUCACAGCAGGUCCAUAAAAUAGAUGGGAACUUCUCUUUGGUGUAUGGGUCGCUCAGGUGGGUGUCCAGGUUAUAGGGUUAGGGAUCUUUCCAUCAUGAUAGGACAAUGAAUAAUUAGAUUAGAUGUAUACUAUAUUUAAAAAUGUAUAUCCCUCAUCUACACAAAAUUGAAAGCUCUCUCUCUCACUACCCCUGUUCAUAGACCCCCGGUCGGCUCUGGGAUAUGCAACCAUUUCCCCUCUCACUCACUUAACGCCGCACCUUUUCAAACACAAAAAUGCACACCACAUGGUUGACUGCGGAAGAAACGGGCCGAGCGUGCAAACGCACCCGCAUCCACAUCUGCCGCAAGGGGGAAAGGACGCCAGAGAUGACCUUUUGUUUACCAUAAACUCAUCUACAUGUUUGCCUGCUGCAUACACAAGUAGACUAGGUGCCUGACAGAAGUUGUUGACUCCUGUGCGUCGAUUAAAAUAAAAAACCCUCUAACAACAUUUAGUCUUUAAAUUGCAAUAAACAAGCAUUUAUUGUGAUUAUGAUAGGGUACUGCAUUUAGAUGACCGUUAGUAAUAACAUGAUUAUGACAUUAACAUUCAAAGGUGCAAGGACUAUACUCUUACCAUUGUGAUUAGGGAUAUUGUUAUGAUUAAUAGUAGCACUUUGCACUUCUAUUCUCAUUAUGUAUUUUGAGUAUUAAAUGUCAAAUGUUACAAGUAGUUAGGGCUGGCACAAUUAUCGUAUAAUCGUGUAACAAACAAUUAUGGACAAUUAUGUACUUUGACAUUCAAGUAGAUAUUAGCAUUUUUGAAGUUUAACAUGAAGUGGGUACAUUUGGUAGUCAUUUUACGAGCAGAACGGCACGGUCGGGAGGAGAAGCUUCAUUUCCAAAAGUUCCAAGCGGUAAACAAACCAUUUGUUUUUGAGAUAGGGGUGUCACCAAUGCUGUGUUGUAUUUAUUAGGUAUGCAUUACAAGCUCAAAACAUUUUUCAACAAAAAUGACAAUUAUGACAAUAACUGUGUCCAUUUGCAUGACAAUUAAUCGUUACCAAAAUUCUAUAAUCGUCACAGCCCUAUUUAGACCCUAUCUUUUCUCCUCAUCUUCUCUCCAUCUUCCUCUCUCUCUCUCUCUCUCUCUCUCUCUCUCUCUCUCUCUCUCUCUCUCUCUCUCUCUCUCUCUCUCUCUCUCUCUCUCUCUCUCUCUCUCUCUCUCUCUCUCUCUCUCUCUCUCUCUCUCUCUCUCUCUCUCUCUCUCUCUCUCUCUCUCUCUCUUAUUCAUACAUCAGCAGAAGCAGGCACUAUUCAGAUAAAUCAAUUACAGGGGGGAGAUUGCUCAGCUCCCAAACAGGAUUGAUGGUGUAAUUAGUUUCUAUUUAAAGACUCAUAAACAGGUCAUUUUAUCUCAUCUAUCCUCCUGACCCCUUCUCAGAGUCUAGCCUUAUACAUAGUCAGGGCGCCAGAAUAUAACCCAUCUUUCCUUUCCUUUCCUUUCCACCCCCAAUGAAUCGGAUUUCCUGGCCUUUUGUCUUGUCUUGUCCUCUUAACAGUGGAAUCAAUACAUAUCUAAAUCCAUGACCUUCUCCUUCCUGGAAAAGUCAUUGUCCUACCAGUCCAUCUGCACAGAAGUGGACAGGAAAUAUAGACGCUUCUGUCUCUAUCUUUCGGUGUAAACUAUGCUCACUGACAGGGCUUCAGGCUAUGUAAUUCUCCUCAUCUGGCCCCCAUUACCUGAAUAUUUCCUAGUGUUGUGCGUGUGUGCACGUGAACUUGCGCACGUGUGUGUCUGGUUGCCUGGUGCUGCAGGCCCAGCUGCAACAUUGGGACAGAUGGAGGAUGUUUAGUUCCCAGUCAGUCAGUUAAAGAAGAAAAAACGUCUCCAUUAUAACGAUACCAUGUGCCUUUCACUGAUAUACAUUACAUCUAGAUAACACCUAAUAACAAAGAGUAGCUGGACAGUACAAACAGAAACAUAAUGUAAGAGGAAAUGGAUAGCUGAUGGUAGGAAAUGACAGACACUUUCUGUAUUCAUUAUUCAAGCUAUCCUGAUUUGUACUCAUUUUUUAUUGCCAUCUGUUAUUGCUUAUUCUUGUGUUUGUGUGGUUUCUCAGCUUAAUGGUUUCCUUCUCUCCUCUUCCCUGGUUGCCUAGGUGACCACCUGUCUGUCAGCAGCCCGGAUGGUCCGUUCAGUCUCCGCCUCCUGCGUGAGGUCACUCACCUCUACCUGUUAGCAGCCGGCACGGGGUUCACACCCAUGGCUCGGGUGAUCCGAUUGGCCCUCCAGGACCUGGGCUCACUCAGGUGAAAUACGCUGUCAUGGCUCCACCCAGAAACAACCCCUAGUAUAGCCCCUUCCCCCUAAGCACUUCAUGUAGAUAUGAAAGAAUUGGAUAGGUAUAAGCAGUAUGGAAAAUAUUCUGCCUAUCCUAUCAAUAUAUACUGCUAUAUUGUGGAUGAUCUCUUUCUUUCAGAGUAUUUCAUUGAUGCUUGUGACUGAAUAGAAACUGAAGGAGGCUAUACUCUGAUUUACUCCUGUGUUAUUGCAUGGCUGUCAUUGUUCUCUUUCUAAGGAUUUGUGUACAUUGUAAAGGGCACGUUGUUCUGACGGCAUUAGAUGUUUGUGUGUUCUAGGAAAACCAAGCUGAUGUUCUUCAACCGACAAGAAAGAGACAUCCUGUGGCACUCUGAACUUGACAGCCUCGCUGCUAAAGAUGAGAGGUGUGUGUGUGUGCGGUUGCACUGUGUGUUCGUAUUGAGGGUGGUCAUUAUGAGGCUGGCUGCGUUAGAUGUCAGUAAGACUGACCCUCUGUGGUGAAUCUGAUCAUUAGCGCGUGUGUGUGUGUGUGUGUGUGUGUGUGUGUGUGUGUUCUUGCCCGCUCCAGAUGUCUAUGAUUGCAUGUCUUCAUGGUGUGUGAAUACUCCCCAACAUAACCUUUGAUCACAUCAUUACCAUAUUGACUACAUUACCUGUGAAGCAGCAUUAACACAUGCAUGGACUGUACAUCUAGUCUUGCCGCUAGGCAGAGAAUGUUCUCUCUCUUGAUCUCUAUGGUUACUCAGAGUGUACAGUAUGUUCUGAUGACCCAUCUGUCAAUUCGUAAGGCAGAAGAUGCAUUUUCGUUUCUUACAUUCUAUGGUUCCAGGUGGAGGAGGUUCUGUCAGAGCCGUGUGAUAGGUUCUAUUCUGCUCUAUUCUAUGGUUCCAGGUUCCAGGUGGAGUAUGUUCUGUCAGAACCAUGCGAUAGGUUCUAUUCUGCUCUAUUCUAUGGUUCCGGGUUUCAGGUGGAGUAUGUUCUGUCAGAACUGUGUGAUAGGUUCUUUUUUGCUCUAUUCUAUGGUUCCAGAUGGAGUAUGUUCUGUCAGAACUGUGUGAUAGGUUCUAUUCUGCUCUAUUCUAUGGUUCCAGGUGGAGGAUGUUCUGUCAGAACUGUGUGAUAGGUUCUAUUCUGCUCUAUUCUAUGGUUCCAGGUUUCAGGUGGAGUAUGUUCUGUCAGAACCAUGCGAUAGGUUCUUUUCUGCUCUAUUCUAUGGUUCCAGGUGGAGUAUGUUCUGUCAGAACUGUGUGAUAGGUUCUUUUCUGCUCUAUUCUAUGGUUCCAGGUGGAGUAUGUUCUGUCAGAGCCGUGUGAUAGGUUCUAUUCUGCUCUAUUCUAUGGUUCCAGGUGGAGGAUGUUCUGUCAGAACUGUGUGAUCGGUUCUAUUCUGCUCUAUUCUAUGGUUCCAGGUUUCAGGUGGAGUAUGUUCUGUCAGAACCAUGCGAUAGGUUCUUUUCUGCUCUAUUCUAUGGUUCCAGGUGGAGUAUGUUCUGUCAGAACUGUGUGAUAGGUUCUAUUCUGCUUUAUUCUAUGGUUCCAGGUUCCAGGUGUAGUAUGUUCUGUCAGAGCCGUGUGAUAGGUUCUAUUCUGCUCUAUUCUAUGGUUCCAGGUUCCAGGUGGAGUAUGUUCUGUCAGAGCCAUGUGAUGGGUGGACAGGCAGGAAGGGGCGAGUUGAGGCCUCCAUGCUGACUGACUUCCUGGUUAGGCCUGAGGGCUCAAAGGUCUUUGUGUGUGUGUGUGGCCCCUCAGCCUUCACCGAGCUGACUGUGGGGUGAGUGACACUCCACACCCCUAUACACACUCCAGUUAGGCAUUUACAUUUCUAAAUGUAGAACCCAUGCAGUAUGUUUUUAUGUUAAUGUUGAUGUAGUAGAUUCAAACCAUUUCAGGUUAUGCAGUGCAAGGAAGUUAACUUGUAUAACAUUGGUUAACUUUGGAUUACUUUUCCCACCUUUAGGCUUUGUCUGAGUCCCCCUCUCACCUCUCUCAAUCUCCCUCCUCUCUUUCUCAGGUUGGUGAGACAGUAUUGUUUCAGUGACGAGGAGAUUCAUGCGUUCCAGGGCUGAUUAUGGAGUGUCAGACCUGACAUAUCUCAACCUCACAGCCUGAGGUGUCAACGGGACAUUGUGUGAGAGCGACGUGUGUGUGUGAGAGAGAGAAGACACAGGGUUUGAGAGAGUGUGUGAGAGAAAAUAGAUGUUGUUAGGCCACCGGCCAAUGUGUUUUUUGGAACAAUGUCUUUCUAUGCACUGUAGACUGAACUGAUGGACCUGACUCCUGUGGUUAGCAGCGAUGCCAGAGACCCACAGAGGCUCUUUGAGGCUGGAAGGAAAGCAGCUCUGUCUCUCUCUCUGUCUCUGUCUCUCGCUCUCUGUGUGUGUGUCUGCCUCACUCUCUCUGUCUCUCUCUCUGGUGCUUUGAAACACAGAUGGACAGUCAUUCUCUCUGGUCGCUAAGGACGUGACCGCUGGGCUCUCUGAGCUGGUGAAUGACACACAAAGGAUGAAUGGCCAAUUACCCAGCAGCACUGAAACCUCAGGUCAACAUCUUCAGCUCACUGUCUGUCUCUCUCUGUACCAGAGUUCUUUGAACAGUCCGGUCCUUGUACACUCCUCUGCUCUGACCACAGAGAGAGAGGUCUGGGGUUGUUUAUGAGACGUCACUACCAUGUCUUACAACAUCUCAAUCUAUCUCCCAGUCCACUCACACCCGCUACAUUGUGAUGUUAUCUUUGCUGUCGGUCCUCCCAAAAAGCAGGACUUUGUGAGCGUUUCAUUAGCUCUGAUCAUUACAUCUUCCUUUUGUUUAAGAAGUAAUGAGAAUUUCCAACCUGCUGUUGGCAUAUUAGACAUCCUUCCUACAGAGAGUUAUUAUUCUUCAGCUAGUUGCUAUGGCUGUGCUGCUGCUGUUGCCUCUGGUCUGUUCUGGUCUGUUCUGCAGCCUGUGGUUCUGUUUGAGAGAGACUGAUGGUUAAGCAGACCAGUCUUCAGAAUCAGUACAUUUACUCUCUUUUUCUUUCUCUCUCUCACAGGUUGAUGUUGUAGUACUCACAGUAGGUGAUGCAUACCAAUGGGAAUACAUUACGCAAUACAUUACACACCUACGUAAAUGUAUUUAAUUAAUUAAAUUAUAUUUGUAUUAAAUGUAUUUAUUUAAUUAAUUCAUGAAUACCUAAAGCCCACAGUGAUCUGAUUUAAGUGCUUGGCGUUUGAUGCAGUUAAAUUAUUCUAAAAUGCGUCAGAGAACCCUUUAUUCUCUCUCACUCUUGUGAAAUACAUGAGGUUGGUAAGACACCAACUAGAUGUGCUGCUAAGUAAUGCAGCUCACAAUCAUCCAGUUUUUUUCCUUGUGGAACAUCAAACUGCCAGACAGAACUAUGUCAAUCCUGCAGAGUUUGUCUAAGCUAUGAGUGCUCACUCUGGUAAGAUGUAGCUCAUCUAUUAACCUAAUGAGAGAGGCUCUUAUCUGGAUGUUUCCAGCUGCAGUCAGUCCAUCUGCCUCUUUACAUGUAUCCUUUCAGACAUCAUUACUGAAUCAAUCUGGGUGAAAAUGGAACGAAAUGUCCAUGAAAUUCAAGUUGUGUUUUCAUGAAGUCUAGGAGAUGUCGUUUGGAGGAAGAGUAUUUUAUAUUGGACAUUGGUAUAUAGAAAGGAUGUCCAUGCGAUCUUCGCCUUUUUACAAUUAUGUCUCUAAUUUGUACUCUGUAGGAAGGUGGAAGGUACCAUUUAUAAACCUUACCCUGCGUGGUAUUUACUUUUUAAUAACAUGAAAGUACAUCAUGUCAUGGUACAUUUGUUCCUUUUUCACACAAAAUGAAUUGCAGCAUUUCUUACCACUGAACAUAAGUAUUUCAAAGAUCACACCUGUCAACGUAACACACAUGGCCAUGCUACGUGCAAUACUAUAACAGUUACACUUCUAUGGAUGAAGACUACUUGAUGAAAGUACCAGUUUAUUUUUGACAGGCGAAACAAUGACUGAAAUGUCUUGGGUUCUGGUUAUAAAGAAAUACAGGAGCUGAUUAUUUAGAUUGAGCUUCACUUGGUUUUGUAGCUCAUCUAAUCUUGAUCUAACCAGAUAUAUUUUAAUGCAUAUCCAGCUUUGUACAUCAUGCACAUUAUAACUUAACAUGUCAAUCAUAUGAGCUGUCCUGAAGCAAAUUAAAAGAUGCACUAAACGUUUUUGUUGUGUUA